ACCUCAAAUCUGGUAUUCCCUCCAACAAUAGUCACCAUAUUUGUUUUCCCAAUUUUGUCGAAUUCUUCUUGGCCUCUUCUUUGCAUGCGUCUACCUCGCUGCUCAGACCCCCCCAAAGAGGCUUGCUUCCAGAAAGGGUUGAACCAGAAAGGCUUCAACCAAUUCCUUAAUUCGUUGAAUACCAGCACUCAACAAAAUGCGCAGGCUGGACGUGCAAUCCAAAAACCAAUUCUCCGAUCCUCUCCAAGGCACAAGAAACCUGAAGGUCUUUUAGAACGUAAUGAAAUGCAAUGUCAUAGUGCCCCAAAACUCGAGCUCCGAAAAUCUCCCAGGCUUAAAAGAAAAGAUCGGCCGAGCACUUUGACAGUGGUGCAGGCAUUGAGUGGCUCAAGGUCAAAGAACGUGCAAAGCCAUUCUACUCCCUUGCCCGUCACCCCAAAGCCAAAGCCUAUAUCUGACAUUGUACAAAAACAGAUCAAGCAGAAGAGAAAGCGGGAAGAAUUGGGGUUCGACCUACCCCCUUCUGCACAAAAACUUGUGCUGCAGUUGGUGAAUUCGAAGUGGAAACAAUUCAAGAGUACCCUGACAUGUAAAUAUAUUCUUCCCUUUCGAGAUGAACUUGAGAGGCUGAGGACUCCACCAGAGGACUUCUCUUUCUUAGAGAAGAAUCAUUGGGAUAUUUUUGUUGCUGAUCGUCUAAGCCCCGAGUUCUUGAAAGUCCAUGAUGAGCAUGUGAAGAGAGUUAAGGAAAACAAAUAUCCUCAUCGCUUGUCCCGAAAAGGCUAUGCAAACCUGGAACAGGAAUGGGCAAAAACACACAGUGGAGAUGAGUCAGUCAUUGAUCGAUCUGUUACGUGGGUCCUUGCAAGGAAGGACAAAGAAGGAAAUUUCAAGAGUGACUCUACAAAACAGAAGGCGGAGGAAAUUGAGUUCUUAAGGGAACAAGUAUGUUCUGGUGUGCUUACUGAAGAAGGUGAUGAUGAUGUAUUGACCAAGGCUCUUGGGAAGCCCGAGCAUGGUGGAAGAGUUCGAGGGCAAGGAAUGCAUGUGAGGAAGGCUGUGUAUUUCAAUCUCCCGCGGUCAAAGAAGCAGAAGACACAAACAACGGUUGAUGAGCAAGUGAAGGAGGGUGUGAGACAACUUUUGGCAGAGGAGACCUUCUUUGAAGGAAGUAGUCCCGCUGUCCCUUCCCAAGAGGCUAGCUGCUCACCUAAAUUCAGGGAAGGUGGGCAGAAUCAACAAGUGGCAAGGAAGAAUCUAAAGGACUCAUUUGAUGCAGAACUUGAACCACUCAGAGAGAAUAAUGACAUUGGUGAUGAGUGUAAUCAUAUACUGUCCGUGGCUGAGCAUGUUGAUAAGAAACAACAUGAAAAAGAAAGAGAAAAGAAUGAGAGAGAAGAUCAAGAAAUUGAUACUGUGGAGAAGCUUGUGGAAGUUGGAGGACUUAAAGUAGAGAAGAAAGCAGAAAAAGAUGUCUUCGUUGAUGUUGAUUCCGGGGAGAGCCAAAUGGCACAGCUUGCUGUUGGUUUUGUGGACAAUAUUGUUGCACAUGCAAAGGUGUAUGGAUUCUCCCGGAUGGAUGACCUCACCCUACAUGGUGAAAAACUGGGUGAAGAAUAUGCAAAGGUGUCCAUUACAGAAGCAAUAAAAGAUGUUGACAUUCCAGUCCCAAUCCCCGGUGAAGUACUUACUGUUGAACAAGCCAAAGGAACUUUUGUAGCAUGGCCUAAGGAGCUGAUAGUCUUGGAUGUGCUUCCUAAAGGAAAGAGCAAUUUAAAAACUGUCAAAAAGAAAAAGGCCCCUAAAAGAUUGAAAAAGGCACAUGUUCAAGACGAUGAGGAAUGUGGCCAAGAGUUCCAAGUAGAAUUUGGUGCUGAGUGUCCACUACAGUUGAAACGGCUAUGGUUGUGGGCUAAGGAAGCAUUGUCUGAUGAUAGAGCACAUACUUUUGUCCUUAAUAAAGAUGCCUUUGGGGUGGAAAAGAAGUUAUCAGUUUUUCUGAGUGAUAUACAUGCUCUGUGCGCUCGUGGCGAGAUGGUUGGAAGCAUAAUUACAAUAUACAUCCACUGCCUGUAUGAGCUUGUGAAAAAAAACAAAAUGCUUCAGAUGAUCUCUUUCGUGGAUCCUGGCAUGGUAGGGACGCUUGCAUGUGGGAACAUAGGGCAGAGGUCACGCAAGCUUGCUGAUCGCUUUAAGGGGGCCUGUGAUGGACAACACUUUCUAAUACCGUUUAAUGACGUCCUUUCCUUUCUCUCCCUUACUAUCGUCAUGUCAAACACUUCCAACAACCUGUCCAACGAAGAACUCCUAGCCUCCAAUGCUGCUCUCAAGGCCCAAGUUGAGUACUUGGCCAAGCAAGUUGCCCAACUCACUAAGCUCAAGAUAAGCAUGGUGAAUACCCCAGAGGAAAGCGAUGAAGACGAAGAAGUUCACCCCGAAACUAACUCUAGUAACACCGCUAGAGAGGAGAAUCAUGAACGAGGAGCUACCGAUUUCAAGGUUGACAUACCAACCUUUGAAGGGAAGAACGAUCCGGAUGACUUUCUAGAGUGGCUAGAAAUUGUUGAGUGCGUCUUUGACUUCAAAGAUGUACCCGAAGAAAAGAAGGUCAAGAUCGUGGCAUUGAAGUUUCGGAAGUAUGCCUCCACUUGGUGGUCCAACCUUUCCACCAAAAGAAGGCGAGAGAAUAAGGCCCCCGUGAAGACCUGGCUCAAGAUGAGGAGCUAGUUGAAGAAGAAGUUCUUUCCCGAACA
This is a messenger RNA of Cuscuta campestris, 2753 nucleotides long. The record is from the annotation of a GenBank genome assembly. Lineage: Eukaryota; Viridiplantae; Streptophyta; Magnoliopsida; Solanales; Convolvulaceae.